AAUGAAGCCAAAAAAACCCAGAGAGAGGAGAAGAAACCCCAUUAAAUUGAGACCGAAUUCCGUUCUCGAGCUUCCCCUUUUCUCGCUUCUCUCUCGCCAUUGAUGAAAGGUGGUAGUGUUCGUGGUGGCGCGUCUAUUGAUGGGCGGCGGAGAAUCAGAGAAGGAGGAGGAGGAGGAGGAGGAUUGGCCGGCGCCACGUGUCACCGGAGCCAGACUAGUUGACGCGCCCGUUCUUUUCUUCGUCGCCACCCAUAAAGCUUUCCGUGGCGAGCUGUCGUCGCUCCACCGUGCGGCGGCGGAGGCGGCUGUUGGCGGUGCCGUCCGCCGUGAACUCGUCGUUGACCUCCGCCGGAGGUUGCAGUUUAUGAAGCUCGUUUUCAACUACCAUUGCUCUGCUGAAGAUGAGGUAAUAUUUCUUGCAUUAGAUGCACACGUAAAGAAUGUGGUCCCCACGUAUUCGCUCGAACAUAAAUGUAUCGAAGAUAACUUCAGUUCCGUUUUCCGUCACUUGGAUCGCGUGAUAAACAACGACGAAGAUGCUCAGAUGUUUCAAGAGCUUCUGUUCUCCAUAGGCACUGUCCAAACCAUGAUUUGUCAGCACAUGCAUAAAGAAGAGGAACAGGUUUUCCCUUUGGUGAUGAAGAAAUUCGAUCCCGAGCAGCAAUCUCAGCUCGUGUGGCAGUACAUAUGCAGUGUCCCGACUGUACUGCUUGAGGAAUUUUUCCCGUGGAUGACUCUGUACCUUACUAAAGACGAAAAACUCGAUCUUAUUCAUUGCAUAAACCUCAUCCUACCUAAAGAAAGAUUACUUCAAGAGGUGUUUGUUUCUUGGAUUCAGCGAGAAGAGAGUUCUUACAAAGCGGAAAAUAUAUAUAGAAAGGGGUGUGAGCUUUUAAAUCUACUGUCGGAUUCCAAGUUGAUUGCACCUCAAAUUCACGGUGAAUUAGGACAGCAACUCGAUAAAGUGUGUUGGGUCCCGAUCAAGGGUGUUUAUCUUUGGCAUGCUGCUCUAAGAAGAGAUUUCGAUCAAAUUUUAGAGGAAUUAUAUGAAAUGAGAAGCUCCGACUGUUUUUCAAGCUUGUCUUCGGUCGUUGUUCAGAUUAAGUUUAUUGCAGAUGCUAUCAUCUUCUAUAGCAAUUUGUUGGACAAAUUCUUUUACCAAUUUCUCGACAUAGCCAAGAGCAGCGUAUCGUCUUGCAGCCCACUAAUCGAUGAAUAUCAGAUUAAAUGUCUUCGAAGUUUGCUAUACUACAAAUGUCAAAAUUUGUCACAGCUGGAGAUGUUUUGUCAAGAACUCGAAUCCUUUGUAAACGGGCUCGCCGGAAAACUGGCAUUUCUCGAAACCGAGAUUUUUCCGUCUAUUAUCGAGACUUGCACAGCCGAGACACAGCUGUGGCUGCUCUACACAAGCCUUAGUACAAUGCCACUUGGCAUGCUAAAAUGCACCGUUUCUUGGUUCUCUGCUCACUUAACCGAUAACCAAUCGAACUGCAUCUUAAACAACGUGAAAAUGGGAUGUCAUUCAAUCAGUAACUCUUUCACAUCUCUAUUACAUGAAUGGGUCCGCAUAGCUCGUUCGGGCAAAAUCUCCACCGAAAAAUUCAGACAUAAUCUCAUCGAAACAUUCAAUGGUAGAACCUUUUACUUGUCCGAACAAAAUCGUACUAUAAUAUUGUCCGAUCACAAAAGGGCAUCUUCUAGUAAUGGAAUGAAUCUUCACACAUUUUAUAAAACAAUGCCGCCCCUUCAAACAAAUCCCGUUAUAUCUGAUAAUGAUGCUACUUUUCUGAAGCUCGAUUCUAGACCAAUGGACCUUGUCUUUUAUAUUCAUAGAGCCCUCGAAGAAGAUCUGAAAUACCUCGCCAGCUUGUCCGCUAAGCUGUCUGAAAACCCCGGACUUUUUCCCGAGUUCAAGAAUCGUUUCGACAUUUUUCACAAGAUUUAUCAAAUUCACAGCAACUCAGAAGACGAAAUUGCUUUCCCAGCUCUCGAAUCGAAGGGGGCGCUUAGAAAUAUAAGCCACUCGUACUGCAUUGACCAUAAAUUGGAAGUCAAACAUUUCACGAGAAUUUCCACAACCCUAAACGAAAUCUCUGAGUUGCAUGGUCGUGAGAUAGAGCACUAUCGGUUGUGUCUGAAGCUUCACGACACGUGCAUGGCCAUGCAUAAGGUACUAUCGGACCAUAUAUACCGUGAAGAAGUCGAAAUCUUUCCUUUGUUCAGACAGUGCUUCUCUAUCGAGGAAGAAGGGAAGAUUUUAGGGCAAAUGCUCGGUCGGACAAGGGCGGAAGCUAUACAAGAAAUGCUACCUUGGCUAAUGACGUAUCUAACCUCAGACGAACAAAAUGCGGUGAUGUCAUCAUGGCUUAAAAUUGCGAAGAAUACAAAGUUUGAUGAAUGGUUAGGAGAGUGGUGGGAAGGAAUGGCGAGACAUAAUAAUAAUAAUAAUAUAUCCACGGUGGAAUAUUCUACUCCUUCGGUAGCUUCCGACCCCCUCGAAGUCGUUUCGAAGUACCUUCUGAAAGAAGUUGGUACUCGUGGAGGAGGGGCAGAAAAGGAAUUUCACUUUGAAAAAGUGGAUGAACCGAAGUUUGGCGGUGGAGUUGAAGAGAAGGGGUCCAAAAAAGGAAAAACGAGAUGCGAUGAUGUGGCGGAGAUAGGUAAUAAUAAAGAAUGUCGGGAAUCGAACAAUAAGGAGCAUCCUUUGAACAUGACUCAAGAGGAGCUCGAAGCUACUAUACGAAGAGUAUCACGUGACUCGAAUUUAGAUAGUCAGAAGAAAUCACACAUAAUUCAGAAUUUGCUAAUGAGUCGUUGGAUUAUUACGCAAAAGAUGUCUAGUCAAGAAUCUUCUCCGAUGGGGAAUCACGAAGGAGAGAUUCCUGGUCAAAGUCCGUCUUAUCGGGACCCGCAAAAGUUGACUUUUGGGUGCAGUCAUUACAAGAGGAAUUGUAAGCUUGUUGCUCCGUGCUGUAAUAAGCUUUACACAUGCAUACGUUGUCACGAUGAAUUAACCGAUCACUCUGUGGACAGAAAAGCUAUUACGAAAAUGAUGUGCAUGAAGUGCAUGGUGAUUCAGCCAGUCGGGCCGAAAUGCACGACUAUAUCUUGCAAUGGCUUCUCCAUGGCGAGAUAUUAUUGCAAGAUUUGCAAAUUGUUCGACGAUGAGCGGCAAAUAUACCAUUGCCCGUACUGCAACUUGUGUCGACUCGGGAAAGGGUUAGGCAUUGACUACUUCCACUGCAUGAAAUGCAAUGCUUGUAUGUCAAAGUUACUCUUUGUACACGUAUGUAGAGAGAAAUGUCUCGAGGACAAUUGCCCUAUUUGCCACGAGUACAUUUUUACGUCCAACUCCCCGGUCAAGGCACUUCCGUGUGGUCAUCUUAUGCAUUCAUCUUGUUUUCAGGACUACACUUGUUCUCACUAUGUUUGCCCAAUCUGCAGCAAGUCACUGGGUGACAUGCAGGUGUAUUUCGGGAUGUUAGAUGCUUUGUUAGCUGAAGAGAAAAUGCCAGAGGAAUACUCUGGCCAAACUCAGGUCAUAUUAUGCAACGACUGUGAGAAACGAGGAACAGCCUCUUUUCACUGGCUGUAUCACAAGUGCCCGAAUUGUGGCUCGUAUAAUACGAGGCUCCUCUGACUUUCUUGGCGAGAUUUUUAUUUCCGAAGCUACCACGUAUUCGUAUAUAUCCUGUAUUUAUUCAGUAGGUAAGAUUAUUUUUAAGCUAAUAAUCGGUCUAUUUUUUUUCUCUAAUAGAGAGAGAUUUUGGAAAUGUGAUGUAUUCUCAGGUUCUCGGUUUUUUUCACUCAACCUGUGAAUACGUAUAGUUUUCGUCAAUGAUUAUUCGAGAUGCAAUUUUUUA
Messenger RNA from Erythranthe guttata (spotted monkey flower), 3863 nucleotides. Its product is annotated as zinc finger protein BRUTUS-like At1g18910. Gene Ontology annotation, cellular component: nucleus. NCBI's taxonomy places the organism in Eukaryota, Viridiplantae, Streptophyta, Magnoliopsida, Lamiales, Phrymaceae. The record is from RefSeq and is a predicted model, not a curated record. Gene Ontology annotation, biological process: ubiquitin-dependent protein catabolic process; protein ubiquitination. Gene Ontology annotation, molecular function: ubiquitin protein ligase activity; zinc ion binding.